Messenger RNA from Kwoniella mangroviensis CBS 8507, 1065 nucleotides. RefSeq lists its product as uncharacterized. The record is from RefSeq and is a predicted model, not a curated record. Lineage: Eukaryota; Fungi; Basidiomycota; Tremellomycetes; Tremellales; Cryptococcaceae. The transcript is spliced from 4 exons. The coding region runs from base 1 to 1065 and encodes 354 amino acids.
AUGUCGACUUCAAUCACCUCCUUUCAACAUCCACCACACAAUUCUCCAGAUCUUGUCGAACACCUAGAACACUCACACCCCGAAGCAGAAUCACGGAUAGGAUCCGCCUCCGAAACAGAUUCAGAUUCAAGGUCGGAAGCAAGUAUAAGCUCAUUCCUAUACCUCUUCCUGCUAAACAAGCGAUUACGAUUUCUCGCUCCAAGAGUCAUCUUUGAUGAUUUCUGGUGGGAUUUCUGGGUAUCAGCUAGAAAUCGCAAAGCCCAAUUCCUCAAGGACCGGGGCUUCGUGAGAUACUCGGACGAUAAGCUGGAAGACUAUCUCUCUACGACUGAAGACGAACUGAAUUACGCAUCUGUCGACCAGGAUCCAGAAGAAGAAGCAGGAGAAGAGGUAUUUGAAAAAUUGAGGAAUAGUGGGAAUACACUUACCAUACAGGAUAAAAGACGUAGAAUCGAAGAUUGGUUGAUUAGACUGGUUGAAUAUCAACGUGUAUCAGGUCAGGAGGAAGGAUCGCAGAGCCAAAGUAGACAAACAUCAAAGACUAGUGUGAACGAGAGGAAAGGACGAAGAUUAGAAGACGAUAAUCAAUGCAUCAUCACCAUGUCUCAACCUUCUGCUAAGACUACCACUGAUCAGGCAUACUGGAAUUUACCUGAUAGCAUCACGCCCAUACAGGUCUUACCUGAUCGAUAUACGCAACCUGCUGAUGCUCAAGCUGAGAAUCUCAAAGGAAAAGAAUCUGAUCCUUCUAGAAUGGGAGUGUUCGUAUGUUUACUUGAUGAUAAACCACAUCUUCAUCCAUCUUUAAUCUCCUUACAUAAACAUCGUCUCAACAUACACCACAUCCCAUUACCACCUGACCCAUCUAACGAUCUGCCAAUACCAAAAUCAAUUCCAUCUCCUCACACGGCAGAACCACCUCAAACAGAUGAAGAUAUAUCUAUGACAACUACCUCGCCUAUCUCCACAACACAGCAAAAGCUAGAAACGCCAGUCGAAUGGUUCAUGUGGAAGUUCUCGGAGGAAGAGGAGAACAGGAGGAAAAGCUAUUUACCACUUGCUUAG